Ilex paraguariensis (yerba mate) is the source of this 645-nucleotide messenger RNA. The record is from the annotation of a GenBank genome assembly. NCBI's taxonomy places the organism in Eukaryota, Viridiplantae, Streptophyta, Magnoliopsida, Aquifoliales, Aquifoliaceae.
AUGUCUGGUGGAGAAUCGUACGAGGUUCAGGUUCAAUCUUCGAUGCACAACGUUCGUUUAGGUUAUAGCGGCGAUGGCUCUGCUAUGUACAAACCGAUGGUUUCGUCACCCUCUCCGACACCUACGUAUCAGCUUACUGUCAGUGGUGUUGGUGGCGAUGGGUCUGCAGUUGCGGCGGCGGUGGCGGCUCCUCAGCCGAGCAUCAACACCAGUGCCGGUGAAUCGAUGAAGAGGAAGCGAGGGAGGCCUAGGAAGUACGCUCCGGAUGGUUCUAUGGCUCUUACGGUGAAAUCUACUCCACCGUUGUCCGGAACGGUACAGCCUCCUACUCCGCCAUCCGCUGCGACCGGAGCAGUGUCAGCGUCGUCGGGGAAGAAAAGAGGCAGGCCGUUUGGUUCCGGCCGCAAACACCAAGUUGCUGCUCUAGGAUCAGCUGGGGUUGGAUUUACACCACAUAUUAUAACAGUGAAAGCUGGAGAGGCAGUAUUUGGAUUGGCCCUUGGUCUUGUGGUAUUGGGCUUUAUUGGGUCGGAUUGGAUAUGGAGUGUUCUGCUGACUGCUGGUAUUAAGGGGAGGGGUGGAGAGGUGUGUGGGUUGUGUUGGGAAUAUAAUGCUCUUCUAAAGGUGAGAAAGGUGACAGUUUAG